Molecule: messenger RNA, 927 nt
Organism: Caenorhabditis bovis
Lineage: Eukaryota; Metazoa; Nematoda; Chromadorea; Rhabditida; Rhabditidae
Source: the annotation of a GenBank genome assembly
AUGCCAAAAGAGGAAAGGGAUGAGAGGCGAAAAGCGAAGGAGCAGGACAAAAAGUAUGUCGAAUUUCGAAAGGAACAAAUUUUGAGAGAAAUCAAGCCGACGACAAAGGCGUUCGAUUUGAAGAAGUUUGAUGAGUCGUUCCCACGCGAGCGGCGAUGUUUGCGACACGCCGAAAUGGAGUUUGGCGAGCUUAUGCACAAGUAUUUGACAUUGCGACCAGAUGGACGAUUUGCAAUAUGGCAUGGGAAGCCGAAGAAGAAAAGCGGCAAACUUUUACAAGCGCUUGGGGAGAAGAUGGACGAACGCAAAAAACUCGGCGGUCCUUCGAAGGCGGCGAAAGAGCCGUCGAAACGAGCGCAACGCAAUUUUCAGCGAGCUUUGAACCAAAAUUUGAGACUUCAAGAUGAAGUUGAAGAAGAUGAUAUUGAUCAAAAACGAUUGAAAGAGGCUUAUGAGUAUAUGGCAAAAGAGGACGUUGAAGCGAAGAACAAAUACCUUUUGAAUGCCAUUGUUGAUGGAAAACCGUUCUGGCUCAUUGGAGAUCCAUUGGUUCCCGAGGAGGAAGAAGAGGAUGAUUAUGUGGAUGCAAAAAUGAUAAUGGAUUUUAUUAACAAAAAAAUAUGCACAAAAUCGAAUCAGUUUGAGAGAAAAGUGUUUUCGAUUUAUGGACCCACUGCCCAAUUAUGGAAUGAGAUGAAACAAUUUACGGACAAAAAACUUGUUAUCGGAAACACGCUGGAAUCAAUUGUCGCUUCGACAGAAAUGAAGAACGAGAGGAAACGAAUUGAACGAAGCGUUAAACGAGAACUCAAAUUUUGCGAGAAGACCCGCGCAAUUGAUUAUGUCAUGGAUUCAGUGCCUGUGGAAAAAACGGUGAUUUACGAUGGUAAAUUGGAGGACAUUGUGCGCGGGAAGUCGAAUAAUUAA